Molecule: messenger RNA, 2927 nt
Organism: Hordeum vulgare subsp. vulgare (domesticated barley)
Lineage: Eukaryota; Viridiplantae; Streptophyta; Magnoliopsida; Poales; Poaceae
Product: putative disease resistance protein At5g47280
Exons: 4
Coding region: 283-2823 (846 amino acids)
Biological process (GO): defense response to fungus
Molecular function (GO): ADP binding
Source: RefSeq, a predicted model, not a curated record
CACCUCCCCUCCCCUCCACUCAAAAGCUGCCGUGCCGCACUCUCCCGCCUCCUAUAAACUCUGCUGCUCCUCCUCCGUCUCCCGGACCAAACGCCGCCGCCGCCCCCCUCCUCCUCCUCCUCCUCCCCACCUCCAUGGCGAUGGCGACCUCUCACUUGCCCGACUAAACAAACAAGCAAGCUCACGCAAACACGCACCCAGACCCACUGAGCCCGGACAAAGGGGUCAAGAAGAUAAGGAAGGGGCGUCGAGAGCCAGUCGUCCGGCAUCCCGAGAUCCACCAUGGAGAAGUUCCUGUUCGAAGAGCUGGCCGGUGACGCCGUCCGGGAGCUGCUGCGGGCGGUGCAGGGCACCUUCCUGUGCCGCUCCACCGCCGAGCGCCUGCGCCGGAACGUCGAGCCGCUGCUUCCGCUCGUGCAGCAGAACGGCCGCCACGCGCUCCGGAGCAACACCGAGCUGGGCGAGCUCGCCGUGCAGCUCCGGGAGGCGCUCGACCUCGCGCGCCGCGCCGCCGCCGCCCCGCGCUGGAACGUCUACCGCACCGCGCAGCUGGCCCGCAGGAUGGAGGCGGCCGACAAGGGCAUCGAGCGCUGGCUGGCGCGCCACGCCCCCGCGCACGUGCUCGACGGCGUGCGCCGCCUCCGCGACGAGGCCGAGGCCCGCAUCGGCCGCCUCGAGCGCCGCGUCGAGGAGGUCGCCGCGAUGCAGGCGCCCGCCACGAUCCCGCCCGCCAUGUCCCUCCCCGUCGCACUGCCGCCGCCGCCCUCCAAGGGCAUGGCGAUGGCGGUGGAGGUGGCGCCGCCGACCAAGGGCAUGGGGAUGCCGAUGGAUUUCGAGCUCCCGUGCGAGGAGAAAAACAAGGACGGCAGCUGCUUGGUGGGAAGCGGCGUCAAGGUAGGCAAGGAGAAGGUUAAAGAGAUGGUGAUGAGCAGCGGCGGCGGCUGGGAGGUUGUCAGCAUCUGCGGCAUGGGCGGCAGCGGCAAGACCACGCUCGCCAUGGAGAUCUAUAAGGAUCAGAAGAUCCAAGGCUACUUCAACAACAGGGUCUUCUUUGAGACGGUCUCACAAUCCGCAAAUCUGGAGACCAUCAAGAUGAAGCUGUGGGAGCAGAUCAGCAGCAAUAUUGUGCUUGGUGCAUAUAACCAGAUCCCAGAAUGGCAGCUCAAGUUAGGGCCAAGGGACCGAGGACCAGUCCUUGUUAUACUUGAUGAUGUGUGGUCUCUCUCACAGCUCGAGGAGCUCGUCUUCAAGUUCCCUGGCUGCAAGACUCUUGUCGUAUCAAGGUUGAAGUUCCCCACGUUAGUCUCCCGGACUUACGAAAUGAAAUUACUCGGCGAAGAGGAGGCUUUGUCUGUCUUCUGCAGUGCUGCCUUCGAUCAGGAGUCUGUUCCUCAGACUGCUGACAAGAAACUGGUUAAGCAGGUUGCUGCCGAGUGCAGAGGGCUUCCUCUAGCUCUCAAGGUUAUUGGCGCAUCCUUGCGUGAUCAGCCUCCUAUGAUAUGGUUGAGCGCGAAGAACCGCUUGUCACGAGGAGAGUCUAUAUCGGACUCACAUGAGACCAAACUCCUGGAAAGAAUGGCAGCAAGUGUCGAGUGCUUGUCGGGAAAGGUUAGGGAAUGUUUCCUUGAUCUGGGUUGCUUCCCAGAGGAUAAGAAGAUCCCUCUUGAUGUGUUGAUCAAUAUUUGGAUGGAGAUACAUGAUCUUGAUGAGCCAGAUGCUUUCGCCAUCCUCAUGGAGCUAUCGAACAAGAACCUGCUUACCCUAGUUAAUGAUGCACAGAAUAAAGCUGGAGAUUUAUACAGCAACUAUCAUGACUACUCAGUCACGCAACAUGAUGUGUUGCGUGAUCUGGCACUUCACAUGAGCGGACGUGAUUCUCUGAACAAAAGGAGGCGGUUAGUGAUGCCAAGAAGAGAAGAAUCACUUCCGAGAGAUUGGCAGAGGAAUAAGGACCUUCCCUUUGAAGCUCAGAUUGUUUCUAUUCAUACAGGCGAGAUGAAAGAAUCUGACUGGUUCCAGAUGAGCUUCCCCAAGGCAGAAGUUCUUAUCCUCAACUUCGCCUCAAGCGUAUACUACCUCCCGCCGUUCAUUGCAACAAUGCAGAACCUGAAGGCCCUGGUGCUGAUCAACUAUGGUACUACCAGUGCAGCCCUUGACAAUUUGUCUGCCUUCACCACACUAAGUGACCUAAGGAGUCUUUGGCUGGAAAAGAUUACCCUCCCGCCACUGCCGAAAAGCACAAUCCCACUGAAGAACCUACGCAAGAUCUCCCUCGUCCUUUGUGAGCUGAACAACAGUCUACGAGGAUCAACGAUGGAUCUCUCCAUGACGUUUCCGCGCCUAUCCAACCUCACCAUUGACCAUUGCGUAGAUCUGAAGGAGCUGCCACCUAGUUUAUGUGAAAUCAGCUCUCUGGAAAGCAUCUCCUUGUCAAACUGCCAUGACCUCACAGAGCUGCCAUAUGAGCUGGGCAAGCUGCACUGCCUGAGCAUCCUGCGGGUCUACGCCUGCCCGGCACUGUGGAAGCUUCCACCUUCGGUAUGCAGCCUGAAGAGGUUGAAAUACCUGGACAUAUCGCAGUGCAUUAACCUUACAGACCUUCCGGAAGAGCUUGGUCACUUGACAAACCUAGAGAAGAUCGACAUGCGGGAAUGCUCGCGGUUGAGGAGCCUCCCGAGGUCCUCCUCGUCGUUGAAGUCCCUCGGGCACGUCGUGUGUGAUGAGGAAACGGCGAUGCUGUGGAGGGAAGCCGAGCAGGUCAUCCCGGAUCUUCGUGUGCAGGUAGCAGAGGAGUGUUACAACCUGGACUGGCUUGUAGACUGAUGUUCUGGAUGCUCUGCCUCCAGGCUCACCAUGUACAAAUGAUGUGUAUAUGUUUCCCUGUUUAAAUGCAGGAUGGGUAGUCAAUACACUGUUCAAUUUUGACA